This is a messenger RNA of Pangasianodon hypophthalmus (striped catfish), 9243 nucleotides long. It is a transcript of the gene map1b, whose product is annotated as microtubule-associated protein 1B. NCBI's taxonomy places the organism in Eukaryota, Metazoa, Chordata, Actinopteri, Siluriformes, Pangasiidae. The record is from RefSeq and is a predicted model, not a curated record. Gene Ontology annotation, cellular component: neuronal cell body; dendrite; microtubule associated complex. The coding region runs from base 1 to 5985 and encodes 1994 amino acids. Gene Ontology annotation, molecular function: actin binding; microtubule binding. The transcript is spliced from 8 exons. Gene Ontology annotation, biological process: microtubule cytoskeleton organization; axonogenesis; regulation of microtubule depolymerization.
AUGGCGACGCUCACUGCAUCUGCAGAAACCGCCGAAUCAUUCUGCAGCGACGGCAGCACCAGAGGCGGUAUCAUGGCAUCGCCCACAGACUUUGCAUAUUACUUCGACGACGGCAAAUUUUAUCUGCUCGUAGCCGUUGGAGAGUUAGUCACCACCGAGCAUCUUAAAUGUGCUAUUUCAGACAUAGAAAAAGGAAUUCGUUCAUGGGACACAAAUCUCAUUAACUGCAACUUGGACCAGGAGCUGAAGCUGUUUGUUUCUCGACACUCAGUUAGGUUCUCUUCUGAUGUGCAAGGACAGAAAGUUUUGCACUACAAAAGCAGCAUACUGGAGACAGUAGUUCUGAUCAACCCCUCAGAUGAAGCUCUUAGCACUGAGGUUCGCUUGUUGAUAUCGGAUACAGCCCACCACAAGCUACUUGUUCUGGCUGGACAAUGUUUUGAAAAUACAGGCGAGCUAAUUCUUCAGUCGGGUUCCUUCUCUUUUUUCAACUUCAUUGACAUUUUCACAGACCAAGAGAUUGGCGAACUUUUAAGCACCAUACAUCCAGCCAACAAAGCAAGACUAACUGUUUCCUGUACUAAACAUGGGGACUGGAAAAAUUCCAACCUUGAUAAACACAGCCUACAGGACUUUAUUAAUAUUAAUCUAAACUCUGUAAUUAUACUUCCAGAAAUGGAGGGCCUCUCAGAGUUCACAGAAUACCUCUCAGAAUCAGUGGAAAUUCCAUCUCCUUUUGACAUGCUUGAACCCCCCAGCUCUGGUGGGUUCCUAAAGUUAUCUAAGCCCUGCUGUUACAUUUUUCCUGGAGGCCGAGGUGAUUCAGCACUUUUUGCUGUUAAUGGUUUCAACAUGCUUGUAAACGGUGGAUCUGACAGGAAAUCAUGUUUUUGGAAGUUGGUGCGCCAUUUGGACAGGAUAGAUUCCAUCCUUUUGACACACAUUGGAGAUGACAGUCUUCCAGGAAUCAACAGCAUGCUGUGGCGAAAGACUGCUGAACUGGAAGUGGAGCAGUCACAAGGAUCCACAGCCAAUAGUGAGUGGAUGAAGAACAUGAUCUCCCCUGACCUUGGUGUUGUAUUCUUAAACCUGCCUCAGACUCUUCAGAAUCCAGAACCAAAUUACAGGGUACGAAGAAAUAUUGAAGAAGCAGCACUCACUCUACAAUAUCUCAGUAAGCUCUCUUUGAAACCAAAGCCGCUGCAAAGGAAUUUAGGGAAUACAAUUGAACCUAUUAUACUAUUCCAAAAAAUGGGUGUUGGAAAGUUGGAAAUGUAUGUUCUCAAUCCAGGAAAAAACAGCAAGGAGCUGCAGUAUUUUAUGAAGCAAUGGACUGGCACUGAGAAGGACAAGGCUUCCAUUCUAUUACCAAAUGGAAAUGAAUCAGAGCUUCCAAUCUCAUAUUUGUCCUCAAUCUCUUCACUGAUUGUAUGGCAUCCUUCAAAUCAAUCUGAGAAAAUAGUACGUGUUCUGUUUCCAGGCAAUGCCACACAGUAUAGCAUACUUGAAGGCCUAGAGAAAUUAAAACACUUGGAUUUCCUCAAGUAUCCCAUUGUCACAGAAAAGGAGCUGUCAUCAAACAUGGCACCAGCACUCAAGCAAGCAAAAAUGAAGCUUAAAAUAGAGAGCAAGGGCAGUGUAAAAUCACUGUCAAAAGCAUCACCAAUCAAAGGCAUCGAGAAGUCAUCCAAAGAUGAUGUUUCAGAAAAGGCAAAAAAUUAUUCUGAUGGAACUCUGGAGGCAUCACUGAAAACAGAGAAGAAAAUAAAAACUCUUGCCAAACAUGCAAAAAUUAUGGAAAAAGAAACAAAAACUGAACAAACAUCAUUAAUUGACUCUCCAGAAAAAAAGAAAGCCAGUAUAAAACCAAAAAUUAUCCCCAAAACAAACAAGAAGACAGUAGUAGUGAAAAAGAAUGAGGCUGAUAAAAAGGAGGAAAGCACUGAGAAAAGAAAAAGUCACAAUUUCAUAGCCCAAAGGGAUGAAAAGGCCACAAAUGAGAAAUUAAAGAAAGAGGAAGUUAGGAAACAAGGCAAAAAAAAGGAGAUUAGGAAAGGUUCCCCCUUGAAGGAGAGCAGAAAAGCAGAAAAGAAAGAACUUUCGAAGGAUGAUAAAGAUGUUAAAACAGACUCCAAGAAACCUGCAAACUUAGACAAUAAUUCUCACAUAAGUGAUGUGAAAAAGUCUGCCCCAAAACUGAAGGCACCAAUACAAGCACCAAGCAGCCCUGCAAAAUCUAAACAAAAAAGUAUGAGCAAGUCUUCUAAAAAAAAUGCUGAAAAACCCAUGGCAAUUGCUGCUUUUGCAACUGUUUCUGUGAAGACAGCCUCUGUUGCCAGCACCAUAAAUAAACAGGCUAUGAAGGCUGAAAGAUCCAUAAUGUCCUCUCCAGAAGACCUGACUAAAGACUUUGAAACUCUUAAAGCAGAAAACAUAGGUAAAUAUGAUGAAAGUCUAUCUCAGAGCAAAACUGAGAGUUCUGAACAAGGAUUAAUAAUUCAGCACGUAGAAAUCAUUUGCAAGGAAUUAGCAGAAUCUCUUGAUGAGAGUAUUACAACUGUAGAAGCUGAUGAAGAAUAUGUGGAGGUAGAACCUAAGAAAAAAACAAAUAUUCAACAAAUCCAUAGUGAAAAAUUUGAAGAUGAUGGCACAGGUCUUGAAGAAUCAUCUGAUGUAGGAGAUUAUGAAGAAAAGAGACAUACAGAAAAUGUAGACGAACAGGAACGACAUAUGAAUACUCAGUUUAAAGCAGAAGAAAUAUUAAUGGAGUAUUAUAAAAGAGAAACUUGGGAAACAGAAUACAAAAAACAUGACAAAGAAAGUGAAAUGCAGAAUCUAGUAGUGCACAGUCCCAUACAGCCUUCUGGUUCUGUUUCACCAGCAGUUUCUAUUCAUGAUGAAACUCUGCCAGGAGGUUCAGAGAGUGAGAUGGCCUCAGAUGACGAUAAUCAAGAUGAGCCUCCAGAAGAAUACACUACAUCUGGACAUACACAGUCUACAAUUGAGAUCUCUAGUAUACCAACUCCGAUGGAUGAAAUGUUAACUCCGAGAGAUGUUAUGAGUGAUGAGACAGCAAAUGAUGAAACAGAGUAUCCCCCUGAAGACUCUGAAAAGUAUGGUAUUUCAGGGGGCUGUGAUAAAAAAAAAUACUCACCCUUCAAAGAUGCUCCUGAGUUAGAUAAUUCAAAGAGUGAUGACACAGAGUGUCAUCAUUAUCAUGCAUCUGCCUCUACAAUUUCACCACCAUCUUCACUGGAAGAGGAUAAAUCUUAUAAGGCAUUCUACAGUAAACAUAGUGGUGAAUUUUUCCUUGACCCAGGGAGUCUGAUUUCUGCAACUGCUACCUUGCCCCUUGAACAGUCACCUUCCGAAAUCCAAAAUUUCAGAAUUGAUGACAUUAAUAAAGACAUAUCAUCACCAGUCAAGCCUGCCACUAUACUUACACUGUCAUCAGGAAUUAUGGAUUCUUCACAUAGUCCAGAAGAUAAAACACUAGAGGGAACUUCAUCUCCACAGUCCCCAGGGCAUACACCUUACUAUCAAUCCCCAGUUGAAGAGAUGACUGAAGAUAUAUCACCUGAACAAGUCACUAACAACCGAAGCCCCAUUAUUGUUGAAGUAACAAGUGACAAAGAGAAUACUAUCAGAGAUGCUAGUCCCACAGAUCAAGAUUUCCCCAUAUCACUAACAGGAAGGGUUUCAAUCCCUGAGUGUAGUCCAGCUGCUUGUGGAAGUACAUCAAUGAAUGAAGGAAAGUCACCGUUUGAUGAUCGACCUGUUGGUCAGAUUAAAUGUCAUAACAAAAAUUCAGAGGAGAGUAAAAUGUCUAUAUCUGAGGGAACCACAUCAGAAAAGUCAGAUACUCCUGAUGAUGAAGUUGUUGCUGAGGAUACAUUCUCUCAUAUUGCAUCAGCAUCAACGGCAUCACUUGCAACAAGCUCUUUACCAGAGCCCACAACAGAUGAUGUCUCCCCAUCAUUACAUGCUGAGGUGGGUUCUCCACACUCCACAGAGGUAGAUGACUCUCUGUCUGUUUCCGUUGUGCAGACUCCAACAACAAUGGUAGAAACUGAUGUCUCUCCAACUAAAGAAGAAAGCCCCCGACCUAUGUCAAUCUCUCCAGAUGUUUCACCCAAAAUGGCUACAGGUAAACCCAAGAUUCCUCAGCAGGAUACAAAUUCCCCUGAACAUUCCACAAAGUCAUUAGAGUUUGGACAAGAAUCCCCAAAUUAUUCUUUUGCACUGGACUUCAGUAAGCAAUCUCCAGAGCAUUCAACAACAGGAGGAGCACAGCAUGCAGUCACUGAAAAUGGCCCAACAGAGGUUGACUACAGCCCUUCAGAUGGUUCGGAUCUCAAAUCAGGAGGAGCUGGUAAGAAACCUGUGCUUUUAAAAGAGUUUGAGACCUCUCAAACUGCCUCUGCUUCACCAUUUACACCAUCCCAGUCUACACCAUCUGUUGCAACACCCUCCCAAAUCGGGCCUAGGGAAAUGUCCCCUAAUGCCGAAUCUGUCAUAAAAAUAUCUCCACACAACCAAUCACCUGACUCUUUCGUGUCCUCUGACUCUUCUCUAGUUCUGGUUGGUACCAGCAAUUCAUAUGGGCUGAAUAAAUGUAAAAUAAGUCCCACCUUACUUUGCAAUGAGUAUAGUAUUUUUAAGGCAGAGAACACCAAACACAAUGAGACUGGUUCCCUACCAAAGACUGUUUACCCUUUAUCCUCUACAGUAUUAUCUUGUUCUUUUGAUCUAGAGAAGACCAAUGUAAUUACAUUCAGAGGAGGAUGUAUUCCUUUUCCUUCUGAGUCCAAUUCAUCCUGUCUUCCUGUAUCCUUUAAUCUGGUUGAGUCUAACUCUUUCUCACAUGUUAAAGAAGCAAGACUGCAGUCUGCAGACUGCAGCACCAGUGGCUCUAAAGAUCAAGACUCCUUCAAAAAAAGCCUCUCUCCACAGUCAAUAUCAAAUGUAGAUUUAUGUUUGGUUGCCUCCUGUGAAUACAGACAUCCAAAGACAGAGAUUUCCCCAUCUUUUGUAAAUCCCAACCCUCUUGAGUACUUGAAUGAGGACAAUCCUCUGCAAGAGGAAAAGCCAUUCCAAUAUAGUGGAGAACCACCGCCAAGUGGAGGAAAGCAAAAGAGCAAGCAGUGUGAAGAAACACCUCCAACCUCUAUCAGUGAAUCUGUUCCCUCACAAACAGAUUCUGAUAUUCCUCCUGGAACUGAAGAGUGUCCAUCUAUAACUGCAGAGGCAAAUAUUGAUUCAGAUGAUGACUCAGAAACUCUACCAACAGACAGGACACCCACUUCUCAUUAUCCAGACAGUCCUCCUGACUCAUCAAGGGACUUUGCUCCAGUACCACCCUUUCCUGAUGUCUGCAUGGUGGAUCCAGAGGCUGAGAAAGACAAUCAACUGAAAGAGUCUAGAAAAGAAACGCGGGAGAAGCAAAAAAAGAGAAUGAAUGUUAACAAAAUGAACCCAUCUUUACCAGGUAGAACAAAUGAUCUCUCAAAAACAAGUGCAGUCAAAGAGUCAAAAAAUGCUUCUACAGAGGAAAAGGAUGCCAAAAAUGCAACUAAUAAGUCUGCAUCAAGGGGUGUGAAAACAACAGGAAACAACAGAUUGUCAGAACUGAAAUACUCUCCAAUGUAUAUGGACCUAGUUUAUAUCCCAAAUCACUGCAGUGCCAAAAAUGUUGAUUCAGAGUUCUUCAAGAGAGUCCGGUCCUCAUAUUACGUGGUCAGUGGCAAUAAUCAGGCAAAGCAGGAGCCCAGUACAGCAGUCCUAGAUGCUCUGUUAGAGGGGAAGACUCACUGGGAAAAUAACAUGCAGGUCACACUUAUUCCCACCCAUGACACUGAUGUUAUGCGGGAGUGGUAUCAGCAAACCCAUGAGAAGCAGCAAGACUUGAAUGUUAUGGUUCUGGCCAGCAGCAGCACUGUGGUUAUGCAAGAUGAAUCCUUCCCUGCAUGCAAGAUAGAGCUGUGAUUGUGAAGGUGCAGUUCAACCCUUACAAAAUGCAGUGUCAUGAAUAUGUAAAAGAGCUGAACAAAACAUUUCAACUGAUAAAUAAUUUGAUCUUUACUAAAAUUAUGUGAAAUGGCUAAAAUCUGAAUAGAAAGCUUCUUGCAAAAUGCAGUCAAGUUUCUUCUGUGAAAAAUUUGUAGCUCUUAAAAUUCAGUCAGUAUCUAAUAUCUAAAAGUGUGUAAUUUACAUUCAAAUCUCUUUGGAUUAAGACUGUUUCUCUGGAAACUUUGUGUACUAUGCUUAACUUUUACUACAUCUACUAUAUAAUAUAUCCACACAUAUGAAGAAUUUAUUUAAAUUGCCUUAGAACAUAGCUAAAUGUACCACACAUGUUGCACUUAUGAGACAAUUACCAACCACAGAGGAAAACAGAUUUCGCACAGGUGCUUGAAGAGCUUAAAAUGCAUGAAUAAAGCUUUUUGAAAUUUAAGGUCUGGAAAAAUUAAGUUAAAUUUAAAUCACAUUUUUUUUUGUUCAAAGAUGCUUAAAAUGCUUGAAAUCAAAAGCGAGUAUGAAUUCUUAUUUCAUGUGCCGUGUGUGCAAAGUGUGUAUUCAACAUUCAGACAACACAAUUUAUUUCUGUCUGUUCUGAUAACCCCUUUUAAGCUGAUUGAAAUCUGAAAUAGAUACAUAGCAACUCAUAAAUAAUAGCCUAGCAACAGUCAUGGUAAGACUGACUACAAUCUGGUGAUUGCACUGUUUUUCCUCCAUUGAGUGUUUUACGGGUGCUGCUGGAGUAGAAUUUCACACCCUUUCUGAUGAAAAUGCAGAUUAUUUUAAUUGAGAUAUGCUUAUUUUUAUGUGUAAAAACAUGAAUAGCACCCCCUUAGUGGUCAGUCUAAAUGAGAUUAUGUUAGUUACAAGUGGGUCCCUUGAGGGUGAUUUGAGUUUUUGACAAUAACUCAAUGUUAACCUUGUCAAAUUCCUGCUGUAAUCUAAUUGGCUGAUGGUGGCCAUGUGGUGGUGUUUUUUUUCCAGGUCAUAAUCAAAAAUCCAUUUAAUUAGCACAGAGAUACAAUAUACCAGAUUUCAGCUUGAUCAGACUUAUGGUUUCGAAGUAACAGUUAUAUGAUCUUAACUUUGCCAUCUAUGUAUGAACACAUCCCAAACUUUGCAAAUUCUCAGAAUCUUGUCCUAUACUGUAUAUGCCUUUGAUGUUUCGUGUGAAUCUGUGCAACCAACCAUGAGUUACAAUGGUUUGAUUAAAUUAGACUCUGUCACUCUAGUAUUAAUUGGCAUGUGGUGGCCAUAAUGUUUACAAAUCUCAUCGUGUUUUUGAUAAUUACUGAGGAUCACACUCUCCUGAGUAGUUAGAGACCAAUUUUGUGAACAUAGGACAAAAACUCUAGGACUAGUUAGCAAAGGUUUAUCAUUGUAGCCUAACUAGCUAGAAUGUUACCUAAAUAGUUACCAUGGGGUAUAUACUAAGCAUUGAUUGUUUAUCAUCACCGUAGAAAACUAGACUAGAACAUAAAUGUUUUAAAUGCACAUAACUGAUUCUAAUUCAUCUUCUAUUUUUUUUUUACUCCUCUUCACAGCUGUUCUCUUCCAUUCACUUCAUAUCAAUUCACAAGCACACUGGCACAAGCAUGGCAGAAGAAUAUGAUUGCCUAAAUGCUGAUCUUGACCACUCUAAAAGCAUCUACGUUUCUCUGGGAAUCCUAGAUGAUUCACCUUUGACCAAAUUUACAUAAAUCUGUAUUUUCGAGAUUUGAAUUUUUGGGAUUUGUACUUAUAUUAAUUAUAUAAAUUCAUACUCAAAAACUUUUGUCAGCUUGCAAGUUCCACACAACUUGAAAUAUUAUGUAGAUGCACUGAAGAAUGGAUAAGCUUUGACCAGGUGGAGAAGAGAGGGGAAGGGCAUGAAAAUGACCAAAAGUAGAUGAUGCAAAAUGCAUUUUGACAUUUUAAAGUAACUUCAAGUGCAGGUCUGUCUUAUCUGCAACCAUGUAGCUAACGUUACCUAAUUAUCCUGGAUGAACUGCAAUAUCACUGUCUAGCAAGUAAAACCACUGACUGCAAAAAACACUCUACACUUACACUUAACAAUCUGCCAGGAGUGAAAUUUCAGGUACAGGACAGACAGAAAGACAAAAUGUAUUUGAAGGUAUUUGUCACAAGAGGCAAUCUCAUUAUUUCAAUUAAGAUAAUGAUUGCACUGAAGGAAUUCUAUGAUUUAUUUAAUAUUGUAGCAUAAGACCUUAUUUGUGUAGGUUGUGGGUGGUGUUAUAGGUUGGAUAGAAGAGGUUAGCUGAGAUUAAUUUUAAGAUAUAGAAUAGUAUUUCCUAUUUCCUAGUAUUUCGCAUACAAAAUGAACAAAGGUAUCACUUUGACAGCAUUUGUUUUAAUAUUGUUAAAAGUAAUGGUUUUCUUUUGACAUACACAAACCAAUCUCAAUAUUAGCAACCCUGUUCUAAACUUGGGUAAAACUAGGUAUUUAGAAAUGCUUUAGAGAUGCUUUUCUGCUCACAACUGUUGUAAAGAUUGGCUAUUUGAAAUACCAUAGCCUUCCUGUCAGCUUGAACAUGUCCAUUCUCCUUUGACCUCUGUCAUUAACAAAGUGUUUCCUCUCACCAAACUACUGCUCACUGCUUUUGUUUGUUUGUUUGUUUGUUUUUCACACCUUUAACUCUAGAGACUGUUCUGCAUGAAAUCCCAGGAGAUGAGCAGUUUCUGAAACCAAUCCACCCUGUCUGGCACCAACAUCCAUGCCACAGUCAAAGCCACUGAGAUUGCAUUUUUCCAUAUUCUGAUGUUUGUUCUUAAUAUUAACUGAAGCUCUUGACCCAUGCCUACAUGAUAUUAUGCACUGCACUGCUGCAUCUUGAUAGGCUGAUUAGAUACAGUGCCUUGCAAAAGUAUUCAUACCCACUGAACUUUUCCACAUUUUGUCACGUUACAACCACAAACAAAAAUGUAUUUUAUGGGGAUUUUAUGUGAUAGACCAACACAAAGUGGCACAUAAUUGUGCAGUGGAAGGAAAAUGAUAAAUGGUGUCCAAAAUUUUUUACAAAUAAAUAUCUGAAAAGUGUGACGUGCAUUUGUAUUCAGCCCCCUUUACUCGGAUACCCCUAACUAAAAUCCAGUGGAACCAAUUGCCUUCAGAAGUCACCUAAUUAGUAAAUAGAGUCGACCUGUGUGUAAUUUAAUCUCAGUAUAAAUACAGCUGUUCUGUGAAGCCCUCAGAGGUUUGUUAGAGAACAUUAGUCAAUAAACAGC